UGAAAGCCGUGAUAAUCUCUCUUAUAUAAUGAGCUAUUAAAAAUAAAGGAAAUUACCUAGUAAUGCAUAGUCUUAAAACAUAAAAUACUCUGAGUGCAUUUACACAUUUACACACUGUCUGGGCUCUUGAAAUCCCCGUUAGAUUUCGUGGCGUCGUCAAUGUUUUUGGGAUGAUUUUAUCGCUUUGCAGAGACGAGACGUUCGGUGGCCUCUCUGGCAUGCUUCGUCAGAUACUGUCCCCGACAUCCGAAAACGACGAACUCAACUUCCCCGGAGCCGGCGGCAGUGGUGGCGGCGGCGGCUGCUGCAACAUUCUUCAGCAGCAGUCGCCAUUUCUUUUCAAUUCUCAUGCGUCCGUACUAUCGUCGAGCCUACAAAUGCCGCCCUCGACAUCGCUUAGUCAGCAUCACUUGAUCUCGAUGCAAGAGCAGCAACAACGACAACAGCAUCAGGUCGCCUACCACGAGCACGUGCAAAUAUUGACGGAAACGCAUUUGUGCCCCAACUGUGGCGUUAAGCUCACUUACCACAUCAAGAUGAAUAAUCCGCAUCGCGAGCAGGUCGAUCAGAUGCUAGACGUCGGUGAAACGCAAUUGAUGCGCUUUACGUGCCACGUGUGCUCCAGGACUUUUCUCGCGCAAAGUCACAUGAAGCCACCUAAUGAGCAUCAAUCACAACCGCCGCAGCAGCAACAGCAGCAACAACAACAUCAACAACAACAACAACAACAACAACAACAACAUCAAAUUGCUCACAUCUUGUCCAGGAUGCAGACAGGCUCAUCAAAUCUCGUGAACGCAUCGAAUCCCAGUCAGACGCAUUACCAAGCGACGAGUGGCACUGGGGGACCGAUUCACCAGACCGUGUCUACUAGCCAAGACAAGAACUUCUCCUGCGAACGCUGCCAGGCGAGUUUCCGCUACCGGACGCUCCUCGAGAAGCACCGGAAGAUGCACGAAACGGUCGCUGGUCAGGAUAAGCCCUACUCCUGCUCGCGCUGUCACAUGAGAUUCGAGACGCGGAAUUUGUACAAUCAUCACGCGAAGACGCAUAAACCACUGGUCGGGCAGCCCGAGAGGUCCGGUAACACCAACGCCACUGUCUCUGGUGCCACCAUACCGAUUGGAAAAGACAGCACCGGCAGCGUCCUCUACGGCAAGACUAACAACGCCUCGUAUGCCUGCGAGACCUGCGCCAAGGAGUUCCCCACCGCCGAGUCGCUCGCUUCGCAUAAGGCGGUACACCGCUCCAGGCCGCUCAUUUGCGACGUUUGUGGCAAGGGCUUCACGCAUCGCAAGUAUUACGUCGUUCACCAGAGAAUACACACUGGCGAGCGGCCCUACCUAUGCGCCAUGUGUGGAAAAUCAUUUACCCAGGCAUCGACCCUCACGGUUCAUCGGCGCUACCACACGGGUGAGAGGCCCUACACUUGCACACUUUGCGGCAAGGGCUUUGUCACUCGUACCAUCAUGCUCAAUCACAUGAAGAAGCAUUAAGAAGUAUUAACGAGGCUCCGUUUGGCGAAGGUUUACACUUUCUAGUGUCAUUUAGGAUUAUGUUUUUCUUGGGAGUUUGUUCGAUGCUAGUAGUCUGAUUAGGAUUAGGUUUGCAGCUGAUAAGCAAUUAACAUUG
Ceratosolen solmsi marchali is the source of this 1632-nucleotide messenger RNA. Its product is annotated as zinc finger protein 2-like. The record is from RefSeq and is a predicted model, not a curated record. Gene Ontology annotation, cellular component: nucleoplasm. The coding region runs from base 171 to 1496 and encodes 441 amino acids. Gene Ontology annotation, biological process: regulation of transcription by RNA polymerase II. Gene Ontology annotation, molecular function: RNA polymerase II cis-regulatory region sequence-specific DNA binding; DNA-binding transcription repressor activity, RNA polymerase II-specific. Lineage: Eukaryota; Metazoa; Arthropoda; Insecta; Hymenoptera; Agaonidae. The transcript has 2 exons.